CUUUACCUUCUAAACUGCAUACAGAGAGAGAGCCUACACUUCUACAGCCAUGAUGACUGGUGUUCUGAAGAUGCUGUGCGUUCUGCUCUGUGCAGUGUUCACUUCUGCUGAUGUCAUGCCCAUGACUGACUUCAACCUGGAAAAGAUGGGAGGAAAGUGGUAUCUCAUUGGCUUUGCUACGAAUGCAAAAUGGUUUGUCAGUCACAAGGCUAACAUGAAGAUGGGAACUGCCAUGAUGGUGCCUACCGAGGACGGAGACCUUGAUCUCACUUGCACUAAUCUGAAAAGUGAUGGUUCCUGCUGGAGACUGACACACCUCGCCAAGAAAACCGAGACGCCGGGACGUUUCGUCUUCUACAGCCAGCGUUGGGGAAAUGACAAUGACAUGCGUGUGGUUGAUGCCAAAUUUGAUGAGUACGCUCUGGUGCACGUGAUCAAGACCAAGGGAGAUGUUUCUGAGGUUCUCAACAAACUCUUGAGUCGUACCACAGACAUUUCGGAUGACUUGAAGGAAAAGUUCAGGCAGUUCUCUCUGGACACUGGCAUCCUUGAGGAAAACAUUGCCAUACUGCCACCAAAUGGAGAAUGCUCAGUUGCCUAAGCGUCUCAACCAAAAGACCAAAGAAAGACAAAGACAUCUUCUGCUGGUCCGAUCAUUUCACCUAGAAACAGAAGUGAAUUUGCUGGCCUUCUGUCUGCUUGGUUUUCAUCUCUUUCUUUUUGUACGGAAGCAUCAGUUUUUCUUUUUGCCUUAAGCAGUUAUGUUGUGCUCACAAUGAUAAUCCAAUUUGCAACUACAGAGCUUAUCCAAGAAUCUCUCAAGCCAGGGGGAAAGAAUGGCAAAGUAUUACCUUAUUCAAAUUAUGCAUUUUUAUAAAUUGAACUCAGUUUUUGAUGUUUCUGUACGUUUCAUGACCAAUAUGGGAUUCCUGUAAACAAAUUUUUAUAAACAGUGCUUUUUAA
Messenger RNA from Cyprinus carpio (common carp), 963 nucleotides. Its product is annotated as lipocalin-like. NCBI's taxonomy places the organism in Eukaryota, Metazoa, Chordata, Actinopteri, Cypriniformes, Cyprinidae. The record is from RefSeq and is a predicted model, not a curated record. Gene Ontology annotation, molecular function: small molecule binding.